AUGGACACGAAAUCAUUCUCGUCUCGCAUCAGCGACCUCGUCAAGUUUCUCUCAUCAGUGCAGGGCGAUCUCUCAAAUGUCACCGCACCGCCGUCAUUCCUCGCGCCCUCCUCCGUCGUCGAGGUCGGCCACUGCUGGUGCCAGCGGCCCGGCGUCUUCGUCGCGCCGGCCCUCGAGUCGGACCCGGAGAAGCGCUCCCUGAAGGUGCUCCGCAUGAUCCUCAUCGCCAUGCGCAGCCAAUUCUACGUCGCCGGCGCCCCCAACGUGAGCAUCAAGAAACCUCUCAACGCCUUCCUGGGCGAGCUUUUCCUGGCAUCGUGGACCGAGGGCAAGGCGUCGACGAAAUUGGUCGCCGAGCAGGUCAGCCACCACCCGCCCAUCACGGCCAUGUCCAUGGGGAGCAAGGAGCACGGCAUCCGCGCCGACGGGUACGCGAGGGUCGAGAUGACCUUCUCGAGCAGCGUCAACAUCCGCCAGAUCGGCCACGCCGUCGUGCACAUUGAUAAGUACGACGAGGAUUACCUGGUGCCGCUGCCCGAUGUCAAGGUGCGCGGGUUCUUGAACGCGUGUCUGUACCCCGAGGUCAUUGGCACGUACUACAUCGUGUCGAGCACUGGGUACGUCUCGGAGAUCAAGUUUUCGGGUACCGGCGUCUUCAGCGGCAAGAAGAACUUCUUCCAGGCGCGCAUGUACCACAAGAAGGACAAGAAGGCGACCAUUUUCAGCGUGGAGGGUGUCUGGAGCGAGGGAUGGACCGUCAAGGACGGCAGGACGGGCGAGGUCCUGGAGAAGUACGAGGUCGACGCCAUGGAGAACCUGCCCGCGCCGAUGGAGAUUGAGCCGAUCGCGAGCCAGGACCCGUGGGAGUCGAGACGGGCGUGGGCCGGCGUCAUCGAGGGCCUCGGCAAGAACGACUUCCGGGAGACGGUCAGCGCGAAGAGCAAGGUCGAAGAGGCGCAGCGGCGGAUGAGGGCCGAGGAGAAGAAGAAGGGCGAGACCUGGGAGCCGUUGUUUUUCAAGAGCAUUCCCGGGUCGGAGCACGAGGUGUUCCACAGGCUUGGCAAGACGGUGGAUUGGCAGCUGCACGACAAGCAUACGAAAGGCGUUUGGAAGAUCGAUGACGAGAAGAAGGAGACCGUCCAACGACCAUUUAGAGGGGAGUCGACACCUUUGGGUUAG
This is a messenger RNA of Colletotrichum karsti, 1179 nucleotides long. Its product is annotated as oxysterol-binding protein. Gene Ontology annotation, molecular function: oxysterol binding. Gene Ontology annotation, cellular component: cytosol; membrane; intracellular membrane-bounded organelle. The record is from RefSeq and is a predicted model, not a curated record. The transcript is spliced from 2 exons. Lineage: Eukaryota; Fungi; Ascomycota; Sordariomycetes; Glomerellales; Glomerellaceae. Gene Ontology annotation, biological process: maintenance of cell polarity; exocytosis; piecemeal microautophagy of the nucleus. Bases 1 to 1179 code for a protein of 392 amino acids.